AUGGCUACUAAGCUAUGCGAUUCCUGCAAGUCAACAAAAGCAACACUAUUCUGCCGUUCUGACUCAGCUUUCCUCUGCAUCACCUGUGACUCCAACAUCCACGCCGCCAACAAACUCGCAUCCCGCCACCACCGCGUCACACUCUGCGAAGUCUGUGAACAAGCUCCCGCUCACGUCACAUGCAAGGCCGAUGCCGCCGCUCUCUGCGUCUCCUGCGACCACGACAUCCACUCCGCGAACCCCCUCGCUAGCCGCCACGAACGUAUCCCGCUCAACACCUUCCACCACAGCAACAGUCAGCAACAAUUCUUCUCCGAUUCCGAUCCAGAUGCUGACGUCAGCACCGAAGAAGCCGAAGCUGCUUCCUGGCUCCUCCAAACUCCAUCAAACCCUAAAGGCCCCGAUCUAAACUCAUCUCACUACUCAUUCACCGAAAUCAACGGUACCGACCUCAAUUUCGUCUCCGUCGACGCUAAAACUGACUCGCCGGAGGAACAUAGUCCCGGCACAGCAGACGGAGUCGUACCGGUGCAGUCUCAUAGCAAAACCGUCACGGAACACUACUCCGAUAUAAACAACGAUUUCUCUACUUCGAAACCUUUUACUUACAACUACAAUCACAACGUAUCGUCACCUUCGCUGGAGGUUGGAGUCGUACCAGACGGAAACGUGAUGUCGGAGAUAUCGUACUGUGGUUACGGAAGCACGGCGGCGGUGCAAAUCACGGCGGCGGAUAGAGAAGCUAAGGUUAUGAGGUACAGAGAGAAGAGAAAGAAUAGAAGGUUCGCAAAACGCUCUGAUUUGAAUAUGAAUGUGAAUCUAAUCGCUGAGGAUGAGUGUUAUGAUGGAUACGGCGUCGUUCCUUCCUGUUGA
This is a messenger RNA of Vicia faba (fava bean), 873 nucleotides long. The record is from the annotation of a GenBank genome assembly. NCBI's taxonomy places the organism in Eukaryota, Viridiplantae, Streptophyta, Magnoliopsida, Fabales, Fabaceae.